AAUUCCCGCAAAUAUAAGCGACUUCUGGUUUUUAUAGGUAUUAUAUCUACAAAGCCUCUGAUUCGAGCGGUCUGUCUGUGCGCGCCUGUGAAUAUGAAGCUUCUAAUAUUUGCGUGUGUUGUUCUUGGGUGUUUCGUCAUAGGAGGACAAACUUCUGCUUGUACCAGAAUAGGCGGAACAUGUCACGAUUACCGAACCCAUAAUUGCAUAGCAGGGUAUGAACGUGGAAAGUGCAGCGGGAAUUCUUACAUACGUUGCUGUAAACCUUGCUCUUCCACUUGUGAAGACGCGGAACUUCGUUAUGUCACAAGACAAGAUGGCCAAUGCCGCGCCCAAAAUGGACAGUGCAAGCAUGACAGCAACUAUUGCUCAGGACAAUGGAAAAGUGGUCUGUGCGGAGGCUCGUCGAGCAGAAAAUGUUGUGUACCAUCAGGAGGAACUACUUCUGGUUCCUGUACUCUGAAAACAUACACCGCCAGUAAUGUGAGAGGAUACAACAACAAAGCUGUCCGGAUUGAAACAGGAUUCGUAAACGCAAUGAAUAGGAUCAAUGGAUAUGCAAGAGAAUGUAAAGUAACUGUUUGGGUGACAGACUCAUACAGAAAAGAUAACGCGGUAGUUCCAGGAGCCAUUGUUACACCAGCCGUGAAAUCAAAUCACAAAGUAGGGCAUGCUAUUGACAUGAUUCUGCAGACAUCGAAAGGCUGGUGCAACAGUGAAUGCCUUGCAGGUGGACAGAAUACCGAUGCAAACUGUUUUACGGAAAAAAUCAGAGGUGGCGGAAAUCUCAAAUGGGGUCAGGAUUUCAGAAAAAAAGAUCCGGUUCACAUUGACGAUAACCUGAAUAAUCGCCACGCUUCUACUUGGGACACUUUAUUCAGGAAGCUACAGCCAGUUUGUUGAAUAACCACAUUGUUAUUAUGCAUUGUAUAUACCUGAUAAUGCAUCAUAUUGGUAUACCCUGUAUAUAUUAUUUCAUGGAGCAUAAUUAAUUGCUAUUUUUGUUUAUAAACGCUUGUCGAGUACAACGUAACUAAUUAAUUACUCAUUUCUGACACUCCACGAAUGUAAAGUAUGAUUUAGUUGCGGGAUAAUAAUAUUAUGUUUUAACUAAUGCGAAACAAAUAUGGAAAUAUUGUUGUGCCUAAAUAAAUGAAUACAAUCACUUUGCCCCGACCUAGAAACAUAAUGCAACAUAUUUUUUGAGACUCAAUAAUAUGUUAUUUAGAUUUUGGUGAAAUAAAAGAAAUCAUAUC
This is a messenger RNA of Styela clava, 1256 nucleotides long. RefSeq lists its product as uncharacterized. Lineage: Eukaryota; Metazoa; Chordata; Ascidiacea; Stolidobranchia; Styelidae. The record is from RefSeq and is a predicted model, not a curated record. Gene Ontology annotation, molecular function: peptidase activity.